This is a messenger RNA of Linum trigynum, 2477 nucleotides long. Lineage: Eukaryota; Viridiplantae; Streptophyta; Magnoliopsida; Malpighiales; Linaceae. The record is from the annotation of a GenBank genome assembly.
UGAAAGAAAUAUAUCCCAAUGGACACUAACUAUAACUUGCAGUUCGAUUCCGCAUAUCUUUAUGAGAGUACAGUUGAGAAGAUACCUUCUAUUUUUCAUUUUGUUUUAUUAAAAUGAACAACACAACAUGGAGAACUAGUUGGGUUUGACCCAAACGGUGUCGGAUCCUACUAGACUCUCCCAGUGGCGAAGCCAAUGCAUAAUAAGGUGGAUCUCGGAGCUUAUUUAAUUUAGGAGGAAAUGUGAAAAAAUAUAUAUAUAUCAACAGUAUCAUUUAUAGCUGAAAAGUAAAACUGCUACCACCAUUCAAAUUUUCUUGAUCUUAGAGUGAUUUUCGGAGGCUGAGCUGGCAGCCCAUUUAGGCGGUGUUUUUUCCCCUCUUUCUGUCGACUGAAACUGUCCACCCUCCCUCUUUCUCUUUCCUUCCCUUCAACUCCCAUCAAUCUUCAUCACCAAGGGUCUGCACACCCACCCCGCAUCCCACGAAUGCUGAGCAUCCUUCCCGUCGAACAACCUAAACUUUUUCUCUUCCCUCGCCAUCAAACAGCUGAAGCAUCUGCCACUAGCACCUACGCUCAGACUCUUCUCCUACACUGGGAACCAUGUGUAUGGCCGCUCGAUCAGGGAAUCGAAAAGUCGGCGAUUUCUUCCCUUCCGUCAAGUCAUGUCCGUGAUGAUCGCUGGUUGAUUCUUUGUUUCCAUCGCAGGUCAGUAACUCCUAGGCCACAGUAGCCAACGGGAACCAUGUGUAUGGCCGCUCGAUCGGGGAAUCGGAAAGUCGUGAUUCCUUUCCCUCCUUCAAGUCAAGUAUGUGCUGACGCUGGUGUACUCUUGGUUCCCAUCGCAGGUAAGUAUUUGAAGUUGUAUCGUGAAAUUGCCCUAUUCUUUUGCUAGGUCCAAUUAGGGAUUGAAGUCACAAAUCUGUUUUUUGUGAAUAAAUAUUUAGGAUACAUCAAUUCUUCUCCAGUGCAAUCAUGUGGUGCCUGAUUAAUCAAUCUCCCUGUGCGUAAGUGAGGUGCUUUCACUAGGUCGAGUGCACUAUCCUGAUCCUUUGUUUUCCUUUUAUAUUCUUUCCCAAGCAAUCAAUCUCCCCUUCAAACAUGGUUUUUAAUAUGUAGCCAGUGAAGCCAUUGAUGGGAGUCUGGUAGGAAAGAAGAUCUGGAUAUGGAGAACUCGAAGUUAUGUGCAAUGGGUUACUUCGGCUAUGGUUUCAUUCAACAAAAGAUCACAAUAUUGCAAAUAUUAACGAAAUGAUGAUUACACAAAAUAGGUUCAUUGUAACUAAUAACAUUUAAAAAAUUACCCACAAACUUGGACUGAGUUUUCACGGAAGGCUUUCAAGGCGCUUGGUGGAUCUGUCAGCUCUCACUUGCAUAUGCAUUUAUGUUGUGGUAAGAAGAAAUUUCAUAUUUGAUAUGUUUAUUCUAUUCCGGAGUUCUGGAAUUUAUUAAUGGUGAGAUUCUUUGUGAACCAGCUUGAGUUUUGACAGCUAAUCGUUUGUAUUAGUACUCGAGUAGGGGAAAGUCCAUACAAAAUGAAAGAUUACCUCUUCAUCAGUUUUGUAAACAAGAAAGGACCAUAAACAAUCCAGAGAAGUGCUUCUGCAUAACAUAAUGGUCAGUGUUGAACUUCACCGCUUUGUUCAUUUUUUCCAAUGCUUUUGUUCCGUGUAUGCCUCUUUCAACCAGUAGGUACUCUUUGUUGAUUUCGUCACUCAUGAAAAAUCCCUUUCCUUUCAGGAGGGAAGAGCAAUAGUUGAAGAAUGAAGGAAAACGAGGUCUAUUUUUUCAAGUUAUCAACGUAGUUAUCUCACUGUUUCAAGAGGGAAGCGCAAUUGUUAAUUCAAUCAUAAAGGCCAGAGCCAAUGUUGGUCUUCUUUGCUCCUUCUCUGUGCCAUCCAUACAUAAUUUGGCCCUUGCAGGUCAACACUUCCACUCAAUGUCUCGCCGAUUCUGUGUUGGAAUUUACAGAUUUUGCUCUCUUAAGUUGGUAAUGCUCAAUCGUGUGUUUCAGUUAAGAAAUUAUGGAUCUAUUCUGCGAGAUCGAGUAUGAGCAAUGCAAUUGAAGUUUCGAACCAAAGAUGUUUAGAUAAUUGGAUGCAUGAUUCGUUGUUGGGGAAAAGGUGCAGCAUGGUGGGAUUGAUCGAUUGCAGUAAGAGGGAUCUUUCAGCUCAUGUAUCUCUAAAGAAACUAUAAAAAGGUAACAGACUCUUCCUCUUCUCCAUUUUCUUGUACUGGUUUAUCAAGCUAGAUAACACAUAAUGAAUGAACUUUUUACAUCUGGAAUUUGCUCAAACAGUCAAAUUGGUCAAAUAUGAUCUUAUCUCUACUUAUGGAAUUACUCCUUGGAUUUCAUUGCUCUACUAGCAUAACUGCAAUUUAUCUUUUUUUUAUGGAGGAGAGCUGCUAUACAACAUUGCCAUCACAGACAUGGUCUGCUUUUCAUUUUCAAAUCCAAGAUAAAGAGGCUGUCUUUUU